AUGACCAGAAAUACACAGAGAAUAAACAUCUCUGUCACAUUGUGUUCGUCAACUGAGCAACUUAACUUUUGUAAAAUCAUGCAGGAAAACAGCCCUAUUGAGAUUCAGCCUCGUUCAGGCGCAGGGACACAGACCACCCUCAGGGUGAACAUAUCCUUUCUGUCCCGAGGAUCCCAAUACCACCAGUUCCUGGAGACUGUCCAAAAGGCAAAUAGAGACGUUGCUCUCAGGGAGACACUGCUGCCUGUAGACGUCUAUCAGCAAUAUUUCCCUCCAAACCUGGAGCAGGACUUGGAGGUUCUGUACCACACGCAACAGAUGGGGCGUCUGAACCUGUGUGAUGGGAGGGACUCUGUCUAUACUCAGUAUCUCCGAGCCAUGUUCCUGACUCUGGGACGAGAGAACAUUGUGGUUGUCGUGGAUGAUGUUGACGGAGACCCUGAUGUGAAACGAACACAGUUGUGUGAGAAACAGCUGACACUGAGAGAAUGUGGGAAAUUAUUUGUGUUUUCAAAGGAAAACCUCGCUGAUCACGGGAUCAGUCAGGAGAUCGUGAACUACUUUAAUACAGUCACACCGGUCCAACGCACACAAUUCGGCAGGUGCAGUCUUUGUCCUUGCCCAUGUGUUGAUUGUGGUGACAGAUGUGCCUUUUACACGCACGUGUGUAUCACCAGCCUACAAAGGUGGUUAUGCUGAACAGAAGAACAGAAGAAUUUGCUUGACAAAAGAAGACCAAGGUCUAUCCAGUUCGCCAUCCACUAUCCUGGCAAUCAUUUGCACAUGUCGUGUCCCAAACCAUAUAUUGAUUCCUGAGAUAUUAUUU
This is a messenger RNA of Callorhinchus milii (elephant shark), 826 nucleotides long. RefSeq lists its product as uncharacterized. The coding region runs from base 1 to 699 and encodes 232 amino acids. NCBI's taxonomy places the organism in Eukaryota, Metazoa, Chordata, Chondrichthyes, Chimaeriformes, Callorhinchidae. The record is from RefSeq and is a predicted model, not a curated record. The transcript has 3 exons.